AGUGUGCAUAAAGGGACAUUUAAUAAAGAAUUGCUGUGGAAUUUUUGAUAGAAAACCACCAAGAUACUGCAAAGCAGCAAAUGAAAUUAUAACAUUUAUUAUUGGUGUGACCUCUCCCAAAAUGGCUGCUAAAAAGCUGACACAGGAUCUGGUGAAAAACGUUCGAGUCACUCUAAGCUCUGCUACUGUGCAAAUCAAUUCAGCUUUAGCUGAGGGUCAAAUGCGCUGGCCACCCUGGGGAUUGCCGUUAAAAGAUAAAAAAUCUCCUGAACCUCAGGGCAUUAAGACCAGGACAACAGUAAAAAAAGGGGCGAAAGAUACCAAGAAUAUAUCAGAGAAGAAAGAGGAAAGGACUGUCUAUAGUAAUGAAGUAGAGCCUGUGGCUCAAAGGACAGUAAAUCUCACAAGGCGUGAUAAAACAUAUGAGGAGAGGAUGAGCGACAUGUUAGAAGCCAAUGAAAUUGACCCAAUCGUUCGUGAUGUUCAAGAGAAAGAGAAAAAAGAAAGAAAGUUCUUUGUAGGUGCUAAGAAAUCAGAGACAAAAACUGAUGCUAGUGGACUGAAUCUUGCAGGACUUGCCAGUUAUAUCCCUAUGCUGAAGAAGGACGAAGAUGCUAAAUUAAGACAGAAAAUACGCAAAGUUUCGCGGGAUCAGAUAAACACCCGUACACGAGAACUUGUGAUUAGUCUGCAACAGGCAAAGUCUUCAUCCUCUAAGUUACAUCGAUUGGAGAUUUUUUGCAAGCAUCUUUUAGAUUUUCCAGAAGCCAGGCGAAUGUCUGUAAAGUAUGGAGUAGUGACUUGUCUGCUAAGGAUGCGUCACUUUGCGCGGAGAGAUGCUGCCAUCACUGCUGAGAUCUCCGAGGCCCUGGCAAUGCUGGGAUACAUGGACCCAGUGAAGGGACGGGGGAUUCGUCUUCUCACCAUUGAUGGAGGGGGAAUAAGGGCUAUUGUCGCACUGGAAACAAUGAGACAGUUGGAGGUUGCCACAGGGAAAAAAAUUUAUGAAUUAUUUGACUAUAUUGCUGGUGUCAGCGCAGGGUCCCUUUUGGCGUUUAUGGUCGGAACAUGGCGUCUUCCUCUCGAUGAGUGUGAAGAAUAUUGCAACAGGUGUAGUCGAGAACUUUUCAAGCAGGGUACUUUCGAUGGUGCAGUGAAUCUAGUCAAAGUCUUCUCAGUGUAUAAUUCAGAAAUUUGGGAGAAAAUCCUCAGUGGUAAUAUGGGAGACAAAACACUCAUCCACUCCAAUAUAGAUAUGAAUAGUCCAAAGGUGUCAGCAGCUGCUGCAGUCAGUAAACCAGGGAUGUCCAAGUACCAAACAUACCUCUUCCGAACCUACGACAUACCUUACCAACUCCAGUCGCGUUACGAGGGGACGUGUAACAGCAAAGUUUGGGAGGCAGUGAGAGCAUCAACAGCAGCACCAGUGUAUUUCCGUGAAGUUAUCAAAGAUGACAUGAUAUUGAGGGAUGGAGGUUGCUUGGAGAACAACCCAACGUUAAUCGCCAUCCAUGAGUGCAAGCUGCUGUGGCCGGAGGAGGAAUUCCAGUGCAUCGUGUCCCUGGGGAAUGGACGCUACGAGCCGAUGGUCAAGACAGGAGACCCCAGCUCCACUAACGAGGUCAUUAAAAUGAUUAACUCUGCCACUGACACAGAAGCCGUUCACCAGGGACUAACUGACCUAAUGUCUUCAGAUAUCUACUUCCGUUUCAACCCCUACAUGUCCGAGGACCUGACACUGGACGAGAUGCGUGACGAGAAGUGGCAACAGCUGCGCCAUGACUCUCAGAUGUACCUGCGUAAGAACGACAAGAAGAUCCAGAGGGCCGCAAAGAGGCUGAUGGUUCCCAGAACCAAAAUACAAAAAAUGAAAGACUGGGCAAAACACCAGAGCAUCUACCACGGGCUCAGUCAUCAGUGAAAUGUUAUUUAUAAGUGUGAGAUCACGGAGUUCAUCAAGGGAGAACCAAAGCUAUGGACUUGAUUGCAAUCCACGUAUUUCACUGGGGUCUAUGUGUCCAUUUCAGUAACUUUCCGCUUUAGGUUUGAUUCAUGUCAGCUUCGCCUUUUUCAAACCUCCAUACCCAGUACAUACAUGUUUAGUGCAUGUUCAACAGCUACAUGUAAUUUGUAGCAUGCUCUCUGGAUUACAUGGUGCUGUAGUGAAUAAAUGUAAAGAACUUUUG
Messenger RNA from Lingula anatina, 2186 nucleotides. Its product is annotated as calcium-independent phospholipase A2-gamma. The record is from RefSeq and is a predicted model, not a curated record. Lineage: Eukaryota; Metazoa; Brachiopoda; Lingulata; Lingulida; Lingulidae. Gene Ontology annotation, biological process: arachidonate metabolic process. Gene Ontology annotation, cellular component: membrane.